UUGGAGCUAAAGGUUUGCCAAAGGGGCCACGACCCACAGAUUGAGAAUCACUGCUUUAAAAGAUUAAAACAAGGCAAAAGCAAUAAAUAUCUCAGAAACCCUAUAUCAUUUAUUUGCAUGUUUAUAAGAAAUUGACAGUGACCAAAUAUAUAAAGUUCGCGUUAUGGAUCUCACUGAUUUUUAUGCUCAUUUGGUCACAGUCCUAAUUUACUAUUCUAUGUAAAUUUCAAACUUAAUUUUGUCAGAAAUGUUUAUUAAUGUGACAAUUGUAGAGUAUUCUUACAUAUGCUUUGAGGUUUUUACAAAGAGUCAGCUGCAGAUUUUUUUUUUAAGUUUAAUGUGCUACCUACAACCAUUUUUUUAUGGCUCAAUGAUUGAAUCAUCUUAUGAGCACACCCAAACUACCUAUAGCCACAGUGGAAACAUUUAAGCCAAUACAUUUACAGUGUGCUCUGAGCUCUUACCUAAUUGGCUGCUUGGUCCUUUAUGUCACAAUCACCUCAUGCAACAACAGCAAGCAGUUUCUAAAGUUACAGUGGUGAGACAGGGAUUUCUUUACUAUCUAAAGUUUUUCUCUCUAAUAAAACAUCUGAAACUCAGGACAUCUUUCGAAAUCUCUUGCUGAAACAUGUUGGAAGACGGCGGAUCUUGUUUUCACCCAGAAGAUAUUUCUUCCUUCCUCAUUUUGAAUUGAUUGUCAACAGAUGUGGCAGCCACACGCUUUGGUUGGGUUGGCUCUUAAAGUCAUUGGUGAAAGACAGAGAUGAAUCCCCUUCAUACCGGCACUUGGCAAAACAGCGCCGCAUCUUUCUGGCUUCUGAAAUUCGGUUUGUUUUGGCUCCUCGGUCAGAAGUGCUGCACAGCAAGUGCGGUUUGGACUGCUUACAUGAACAUCUCAUUUCACGUGGGGAACCGCAUGUUGUCAGAGCUAGGGGAGACCGGGGUCUUCGGAAGAAGUUCCAACUUGAAGAAAGUAGCAGGAGUCGUCGUGCCACCAGAGGGAAAAACUCAGAAUGCUUGUGAUCCCAAUACCGGUUUCAUCCGGCCGCAGAACAACGAGCCCUGGAUUGCACUCAUUGAACGAGGAGGUUGCACUUUCACACAGAAAAUUAAGGUGGCUUCUGAGAAUGGAGCCAAAGGAGUGAUAAUCUAUAACUUUCCAGGUACUGGCAACCAGGUUUUCCCCAUGUCUCACCAGGCAUUUGAAGACACCAUCGUAGUUAUGAUUGGUAACUUAAAAGGCAUGGAAAUUUUGCAUUUAAUUCGGAAGGGGGUUCUGGUUACAGUCGUGGUUGAGGUGGGGAGAAAGCAUAUUAUCUGGCUGAAUCACUAUUUUGUCUCCUUUAUGAUCGUGACAACCGCUACUUUAGCAUAUUUCGCCUUUUAUCAUAUUCGGAGACUCUGGGUUGCAAGGAUUGAGACCAGGAGAUGGAAGCGGUUAACAAGAGAGCUCAAGAAAGCUUUUGGCCAGCUGCAAGUUCGAGUAUUAAAAGAGGGCGAUGAGGAAGUAAAUCCGAAUGCGGAUAGCUGCGUCAUCUGCUUUGAACACUAUAAGCCUAAUGAUACAGUUCGUUUUCUCACGUGUAAACAUUUUUUCCACAAGAAUUGCAUCGACCCCUGGAUCCUAGCCCAUGGCACUUGCCCCAUGUGCAAAUGUGACAUUCUGAAAGCUCUGGGGAUUCAAAUGGACAUUGAGGAUGGAACGGAUUCUCUGCAAGUUCUGAUGGCAAGUGAGCUGCCUGAAACCUUUCCACCUAUGGAAGAAGAGACAAAUAAUGAACUUCCUCUUGCAGGAACUUCAGGAAAAGUGACCCAUGUCCAGGAGCACCCUACUUCUGCAAACUCUGAUAGCCAGCCUCCUUCAGAGGAAACUGGCCAUCCUUCAACUGGACAGCAUGACCUUUGAGCAAGUGGAUUAAACCUGUUUGUCAAGUCAGAUCCUCAUACUGACAAGCAGUUUGCUUGAA
Peromyscus leucopus (white-footed mouse) is the source of this 1967-nucleotide messenger RNA. It is a transcript of the gene Rnf133, whose product is annotated as ring finger protein 133. The record is from RefSeq and is a predicted model, not a curated record. The coding region runs from base 764 to 1906 and encodes 380 amino acids. NCBI's taxonomy places the organism in Eukaryota, Metazoa, Chordata, Mammalia, Rodentia, Cricetidae. The transcript has a single exon.